AUGCCCAUCGACGACGGACAGACGCGCGUCACGUUUCUGCGAGGGGACACGGCCGGCGUGCGCUCCCUGUACCUCAGUCUGUGGUCCGAAGACAAGCGAUUGGUAACGUGCGAAUUAAACACCGACCCACGAGUCACAGAAAGAUACCGUGCUAUCUGCGACAGAAUCGACAGCCGGGGUCAAGAAGAAGAAGUCAUCCAGAGGUUUAACAUCAGUGCGUUGUUGGCUCCGGAGGCUCCCUGCGCACUUGUCUCCUCCAGUGCGCCAAAGUUCACCAGGCGAAGAGAUGGGACAGAGGGGAGAGCGCGGAGAAAACGCUCCUGGAUAUUUCCAGGGACACUGUGGUGCGGCACUGGAAGCAAAGCGGUCGGAUAUGAACAGUUAGGGAUGUUUGAGAGUGUAGAUAGAUGCUGCCGUGAGCACGACCACUGUCUGCAUAUCAUUCCAUCUUUCACAGUGAAUUAUGGAGUCUUCAACCCCAAAUUCUUCACCGUCUCACACUGUGACUGUGACCAAAGGUUUCGACAGUGCCUUCUUGGUGUGAAUGACACCAUUUCCAGUAUGGUUGGCUACAGCUUCUUCAACAUUCUGCGGGUUCCCUGCUUUGAGCUCAAACAACAGAAGAGAUGCACUGAGAUGUACUGGUGGGGAAUGUGCAAAGUUGCCAAAGAGGCUCCAUAUGCUAUCUUCAAAAGCCCCCUUCUUUACAACACCUCUGAUGUUGCACGCAAAUAUGGAGACAACGCUGACAGCAACAACUUAACAAGUAGUGAGGGGCAGCAUGUUACCAAAAGCAAACAAAGAUGUAACUCCAGAGACCCACCCAGAGGAGACACUUUCUACCGCCGAAGGACAAUGGGGAAAGGAUUCACAACAAAACUAAAGACAGCAGCCUCCGUUCAUAAAGAUGACAAGCCACUAAAGCAGGUGGAUUCCCAUCUACUAUGGAAUUACAAGAGCCAGGAGCCCAUGGGUGCAACCCAAGCCCAAAACACAGAAACAAAGCGAGGCCUGAAACAAAAUAUUGCAUUACAUAAUAUGACAGACAAUCAGCGCCUGUGUAGAAGCCUCAAACAUCUGGAUGAUUGUAAAUACAAAAUCCCUCCUUUGGAGAAGAAGUAUGAUCUGCAGAACAUGGAGUCAAAGACUGCCUACAACUGUCAUUGUACCAGCCGCUUGGCAGUUCAGAUUGAAAUCUUCAAGCAACCCAGUACUCUCCCCAGGCUACUGACGGACUUCGUCUCUCAGUACUGCUUUAAACUGCCAAAGCAGAAAAAGUGCCACACUGUUCUGGAGGCUUCACUAAAGCCUCUGACCUACUUCGAGCACUUAAGAAGAUGGAGGAAAGAGACGUUGCUCUGGUGCGAAAUUCAAGCGAUGACAGGAAAAGAGGGAUUCCUGUUCGUCUUUAUAAGCGAUGCCUAA
Molecule: messenger RNA, 1425 nt
Organism: Micropterus dolomieu (smallmouth bass)
Lineage: Eukaryota; Metazoa; Chordata; Actinopteri; Centrarchiformes; Centrarchidae
Product: group 3 secretory phospholipase A2-like
Exons: 9
Coding region: 1-1425 (474 amino acids)
Biological process (GO): arachidonate secretion; phospholipid metabolic process
Molecular function (GO): A2-type glycerophospholipase activity
Source: RefSeq, a predicted model, not a curated record